Leucoraja erinaceus (little skate) is the source of this 4370-nucleotide messenger RNA. Its product is annotated as rab GTPase-activating protein 1. The transcript is spliced from 28 exons. NCBI's taxonomy places the organism in Eukaryota, Metazoa, Chordata, Chondrichthyes, Rajiformes, Rajidae. The record is from RefSeq and is a predicted model, not a curated record. The coding region runs from base 302 to 3517 and encodes 1071 amino acids.
GUGUUGACAGCAGCGGCCGAGGGGGAGCGACGCUGCUGCGGGCGGGCGGCGAGCGGCGGCCGGGCUCUCGCCAUCGCUUGGCGGUGUCGAGAGGUCACAAAUUUUGGAGAACAUGGGUUUAAUGAGAGGGAGGACCUAAAUGAAAUCAAGGGUUCCAUAUUGCAGUUUGUGUUUAUCGAUUACUGGAGGAGUGAUGGGAGAGACAAGGGGGAAAGGACAGUUCAACUAUAAAUAACUGUGAGAGUUGAGGUACUUUUUAAGUUUUGUACCUCAUUCAUGAGCUGCCUUUGCUUUAGCAGCUAUGGAUGACAAGGCUUCAGUUGGAAAAGUUAGUGUUUCUUCAGACUCGGUAUCCACUCUAAACAGUGAGGAUUUUGUCCUGGUUUCCCGGCAAGGUGAUGACACUCCUUCUACCAAUAAUGGUAGUGAUGAUGAGAAAACAGGACUCAAGAUAGUUGGAAAUGGAAGUGAACAGCAGCUCCAGAAGGAGUUGGAAGAUGUAUUGAUGGACUCGUCAAUGGAAGGUCAAACAGGUGCCAGGGAACCUUCAGAAGCAAUGCCAACCUCUGCAACAAGCGAGGAGUCACUGACUGAGGACAUUUCAUUAACUCCAUCGCCUGUGUAUUCAGGAUUAAUGGUGGUUGCCCAGAAACCAGAAAUGAGCCUGCCAAUUAAACCCCCGCAGGAUGCUGACUCGUCAGACUCCAGUCCCUCUACGCCGAUUCCAGAAGAAGACAGCAUUUUGUUCAGCAAGCUUACGUACAUGGGAUGCGCCUCAGUGAACGCUCCUCGGAGUGAGGUUGAAGCCCUGCGGAUGAUGUCCAUCCUGCGAAGCCAAUGCCAGGUCCCUUUAGACGUGACUAUCUCAGUGCCGAAUGUUUCGGAAGGGAUUGUAAGACUGCUUGAUCCCCAAAUAAACAGUGAAAUAGCAAACUAUCCAAUCUACAAGAUAUUGUUUUGCGUCAGAGGGCAUGACGGUACUGCAGAGAGUGAUUGCUUUGCCUUCACGGAAAGUCACUACAAUGCAGAAAUUUUCAGGAUUCAUGUCUUUCGAUGUGAAAUACAAGAAGCAGUAAGCCGUAUACUGUACAGCUUUGCCACGGCCUUUCGCCGGUCUGCAAAGCUUACACCUCUCUUAGCAAAUCCACCAACACUAACCCCCGACAGUGAUAUCUUCACAUUUACUGUGUCUUUGGAGAUAAAAGAAGAUGAUGGUAAAGGAUAUUACAGUGCAGUCCCCAAAGAGAAAGAUAAACAAUGCUUCAAACUCCGACAGGGAGUGGAUAAGAAGAUUGUAAUAUGCGUCCAGCAAGCGUCCAACAAGGAGCUUAUCAUUGAAAGGUGCUUUGGCCUCCUUCUCAGUCCUGGCAAAGAUGUCCGCAACAGUGACAUGCAUCUUUUGGAUUUGGAAUCAAUGGGUAAAAGCUCAGAUGGCAAAUCUUACAUCAUUACUGGCAGCUGGAAUCCCAACACGCCGCAUUUUCAAGCUGUAAAUGAAGAGACGCCUAAAGACAGGUUGCUUUACAUGACUACCGCAGUUGACUUGGUUGUCACUGAAGUGCAAGAGCCAGUUCGAUUUCUUCUGGAGACCAAAGUGAGAGUGUGCCCAUCCAGUGAAAGAAUGUUUUGGCCCUUCAGUAAACGGAGUUAUACGGAGACUUUUUACUUGAAGCUUAAACAGAUUGAUCAAAAAGAAAGAAAGAGCAAUAGUGAUACACUGUACGAGGUGGCGAGUUUGGAAAGCGAGUCUGAGCGCGAGCGCAUAAAAACAACGGCAAGCCCGAACAUACGCAUGCCUCAUUACGGAUCGCAGGGAUCCAUCAUACCUUCACCACCCGAAGAUGAUGAAGAGGAAGAUAAUGAUGAGCCUCUCCUGAGUGGCUCUGGUGACGUGUCCAAAGAAUGUGGUGAGAAGAUUUUAGAGACGUGGGGAGAUCUACUGUCAAAAUGGCAUCUAAAUUUGAGUGUGAGACCCAAACCUCUGCCUGCUUUAGUAAGAAGUGGUGUUCCUGAAGCUCUUCGAGGUGAGGUUUGGCAACUGCUUGCGGGAUGUCACAACAAUGACCAGAUGGUAGAAGACUACAGAAUCCUUAUCAAUAAAGAAUCUCCCCAGGACAGUGCAAUCACCAGGGAUAUCAACCGAACUUUCCCCGCGCAUGAUUACUUUAAGGACACAGGCGGAGAUGGUCAAGAUUCCUUGUACAAAAUCUGCAAGGCCUAUUCAGUGUACGAUGAAGAGAUCGGUUACUGUCAAGGCCAGUCGUUUCUUGCUGCCGUGCUUCUCCUGCAUAUGCCGGAAGAGCAAGCAUUUAGUGUUCUUGUCAAAAUCAUGUUUGAUUAUGGACUCAGGGAACUUUUUAAACAAAAUUUUGAAGACUUGCAUUGCAAAUUCUAUCAGUUGGAAAGGCUGAUGCAGGAGUACAUUCCAGAUUUGUACAACCACUUCCUAAAUAUCAGUCUUGAAGCACACAUGUACGCCUCCCAGUGGUUUCUUACACUAUUCACGGCAAAGUUUCCACUCUACAUGGUCUUCCACAUCAUUGAUCUGCUACUCUGUGAGGGUAUAAGUGUGAUCUUCAACGUUGCACUUGGUUUAUUGAAGACCUCAAAGGAUGAUCUUCUGUUAACAGACUUUGAAGGGGCCUUAAAAUAUUUCCGCGUUCAACUUCCUAAAAGAUAUCGCUCUGAGGAAAAUGCUAAAAAGCUGAUGGAGUUGGCUUGCAGCAUGAAGAUCAAUCAGAAAAAGCUUAAGAAAUACGAAAAGGAAUACUUGGUACUGCGGGAACAACAAGCACAGCAGGAAGACCCAGUUGAAAGAUAUGAGCGUGAGAACAGACGUCUGCAGGAGGCCAAUAUGAGGCUGGAACAGGAAAACGAUGACCUUGCUCACGAGCUGGUUACCAGCAAGAUUGCACUCCGGAAGGACCUGGACAAUGCAGAGGAGAAAGCAGAUGCAUUAAAUAAAGAGCUCCUUAUGACCAAACAAAAGUUAGUCGAUGCAGAAGAUGAAAAGAAAAGAUUGGAAAAUGAAGCCGCUCAGCUGAAGGAGAUGUGCCGAAGAGAACUGGACAAAGCAGAAUUGGAAAUAAAGAAGAACAGCUCCAUCAUCAGUGAUUACAAGCAGAUCUGUUCUCAGCUGAGUAAGAGACUGGAACGGCAACAGAUAGGAAAUAAAGCCGACCUGGAUCAAAUUCGGGGGAAAGUUGAAGGCUGUGAUCGUUGCCGAGAACUCUUCAGCAAGGAGGGGACACUUAAAAUUGUCAGCACUUCCAAGGAUAUCUCUGAGGAAUAUCAAGAUAAAGAGAAGGAGUUACUGAAGCACCAGUUGAGGGAAAUGGAGCUGGAGUUGGCUCAGACCAAACUGCAGCUGGUGGAGGCAGAGUGUAAAAUACAGGACUUGGAGCACCACUUGGGACUGGCGUUGAACGAGGUGCAGGCGGCAAAGAAGACCUGGUUCAACCGAACGAUAAGCUCCAUUAAAACAGCCACGGGUGUCCAGGGCAAGGAGACCUCGUAAGGAAGUCAGCGGGCGGAUGUGGAAAGGAGGACAAUGCUGGUCAAAUAGCACUCACGUCUGUUACAUAUUAGGGGAUCAGGCUGUGUAUUCUUGCGUGCCCAGCCUGUGGAUUAACAUGGUUAACAGAUCCCCACCCCAACAAAUACCACAAGAAAUGGCUUUUACCUUUAGAAUGGUCUUUAUACUGCUGAUGUUUAACACACGCGAGGCCCCUUUUCCGGUAACUUUGGCUCUCUUCUGCUGUCCUCGCACACGAGGCCGCCCUCCUCUUCUGAGACCUUGCACAGUCAAAGUCAAACUUAAGUACAGAGACAAAAAAAUAAACUAACCGUUAACUUGAAACCGGUUUUGAUUUUGCAUCGUCUGCGUACUCCUUUUGAUAUCAAUUUAUUUGUGAUCGGUUUGAAAUCAAAGUUGGUAAGUAAGCAAAGAAAUCACAGUUCUGCGGAGACGCUGAAGUUAACCUAGUUUUUAACACUCGCCGGGUUUCUAGUGGGGUGUCUGUAGAAUGGAGGCCUUUGCACCUUAAAUGUACCUAUUUAUAAUGGUUUGUGUUCUGCUGUUAGACACAUGGACUGCGUGUGUCUGAGAGGCACUGGGUUGUACAUAAACGUGACUCAAGUUUGGUUAUUUUUUAAUUCUGCUUUGUUUUUGGUGUCCCAAUGCUGCCUGGUGUAAUAUUUUAGCACAAACGUGCUAGUGCUUUGUCCUUAGUGUCAUACCACUGUCCUAUUUGUCUGAUGCCAAAUGUGUUGUGAUCUCCUCAACAUUAAAUGUGGACAUUGUAUUAGAAUACCGUAAUUAGGGUGCACUGUGUAUACUUCAUGCAUUGAAAUAUAUACUGGAAAAUCUA